Molecule: messenger RNA, 6214 nt
Organism: Arvicanthis niloticus (Nile rat)
Lineage: Eukaryota; Metazoa; Chordata; Mammalia; Rodentia; Muridae
Source: RefSeq, a predicted model, not a curated record
GUCAGUUCCGGUUGUCUUGCUGAGUCGGAAGUGAGAACCUUUUGGUCGCUGUGGCUGUGAGGUGUCGUCGUUCCUGCCUUUUCAGGCUCUGGUACUUUAAUUUUCAUGUGUAAGCUCAAUGACUAAGUCUAACCUGGAAUCUCCCACCGAGGUUCUCAUCAGGCGAUCGAUCGGCCCUCCUUUUUUCCUCCGUUCCCCUAGGGCUGGAUGGAGGAUACCUUGAAGUGAAAUGACAGACCAGGAGAAUAACAACAACAUCUCAAGUAACCCCUUUGCUGCUCUUUUUGGCUCCCUGGCUGAUGCCAAGCAGUUUGCAGCAAUCCAAAAAGAGCAGCUGAAGCAGCAGUCCGGUAGCGUGUUUGGUUCUGAGGAAGGAGCAUUGUGUAACAGCUUACGUGUUCUGGCAGAUGAGCUCCCAGCAAGCCCAAAUGACUCGGAUAAUAGUGUGUCAGAGAGCCUGGAUGAAUUUGACUACUCAGUGUCUGAGAUCAGCCGCUCCUUCCGGACACACCAAGAAAUGUGUGAGCAACUCAACAUCAAUCACAUGAUCCAGAGGAUCUUCCUCAUUACUCUGGACAACAGUGAUCCGAGCUUGAAGAGUGGGAACGGCAUCCCCAGUCGCUGCGUGUACCUGGAAGAAAUGGCUGUCGAGCUGGAAGAUCAAGACUGGCUUGACAUGAGCAAUGUUGAGCAGGCCAUCUUUGCUCGGUUAUUGCUUCAAGAUCCAGGAAACCACUUGAUCAGCAUGACUUCCUCCACAACUUUAAAUCUCUCUGCUGAUCGUGAUGCAGGAGAGAGGCGCAUCUUCUGUUACCUUUACUCCUGCUUCCAAAGAGCCAAGGAAGAGAUUACCAAAGUUCCAGAAAACCUACUGCCCUUUGCAGUGCAGUGCAGAAACCUCACUGUGUCCAACACUCGAACAGUCCUCCUCACCCCAGAGAUCUAUGUUGACCAAAACAUCCAUGAGCAACUGGUAGAUAUGAUGUUGGAAGCUAUUCAGGGAGCCCAUUUUGAAGAUGUAGCUGAGUUUUUGGAGGAGGUCAUUGAAGCCUUGCUGUUGGAUGAGGAGGUUCGAACAUUUCCUGAAGUCAUGAUUCCAGUGUUUGAUAUUUUACUUGGCCGAAUAAAAGAUCUGGAGCUCUGCCAGAUCCUCCUGUAUUCAUAUCUGGACAUUCUUCUCUAUUUCACCAGGCAGAAGGAUAUGGCCAAGGUUUUUUUAGAAUACAUUCAGCCCAAGGACCCCAGCAAUGGGCAGAUGUAUCAGAAGACCUUGCUGGGAGUCAUUCUGAAUAUCUCGUGCCUGUUAAAGACUCCGGGUGUGAUAGAGAAUCACGGCUUCUUCCUGAAUCCAUCCCGGUCCAGUCCUCAGGAGAUCAAAGUACAGGAGGCCAACAUCCAUCAGUUCAUGGCUCAGUUCCAUGAGAAGAUCUACCAGAUGCUGAAGAACUUGCUCCAGCUCUCUCCAGAAACCAAGCAUUGGAUCCUGUUCUGGCUUGGAAACUGUUUGCAUGCAAAUGCAGGCCGCACCAAGAUCUGGGCCAAUCAGAUGCCUGAAAUCUUCUUCCAAAUGUAUGCCUCAGAUGCCUUCUUUCUGAAUCUGGGUGCUGCCCUCCUGAAGCUGUGCCAGCCAUUCUGCAAACCCAGGUCCUCCCGGCUCCUCACCUUUAACCCCACGUACUGUGUCCUCAAGGACUUGAAUGAUGAAGAACGGAAAAUUAAAAGUGUACAUAUGAGAGGUUUGGACAAGGAGACCUGUCUGAUCCCAGCUGUGCAGGAGCCAACGUUCCCCCAGAGCUACAACCUUGUGACAGAGAACCUGGCCCUGACAGAGUAUACCUUGUACUUGGGAUUUCACAGGUUGCAUGAUCAGAUGGUAAAAAUCAACCAGAACCUGCAUCGGCUGCAGGUUGCCUGGCGGGACGCUCAGCAGAGUUCCAGCCCUGCUGCUGACAGUCUCCGUGAGCAGUUCGAACGCCUGAUGACCAUCUAUCUCUCCACCAAGACUGCCAUGACUGAACCCCAGAUGCUGCAAAAUUGCCUGAAUCUGCAGGUGUCCAUGGCUGCUCUGCUGGUUCAACUGGCCAUAGGCAAUGAGGGCUCCCAGCCAAUCGAGCUGAGUUUUCCUUUGCCAGAUGGCUACAGCUCUUUGGCUUAUGUGCCAGAAUUUUUUGCAGAUAACCUGGGUGAUUUCCUCAUUUUUCUCCGGCGCUUUGCUGAGGACAUCUUGGAGACGUCAGCAGAUUCCCUGGAGCAUGUCCUUCGUUUUAUCACCAUUUUCACUGGAAGCAUAGAAAGAAUGAAGAAUCCCCACCUGAGGGCCAAACUAGCAGAGGUGUUAGAAGCAGUGAUGCCUCACCUGGACCAGACCCCAAGCCCCUUGGUGUCCAGUGUGUUCCACCGGAAACGUGUGUUCUGCAACUUUCCAUAUGCUCCCCAACUUUCAGAAGCCUUGAUCAAGGUGUUUGUGGACAUUGAGUUUACAGGGGACCCCCAUCAGUUUGAACAGAAGUUUAAUUACCGCCGCCCUAUGUAUCCCAUCCUGAGAUACAUGUGGGGGACAGAUUGCUAUCGGGAGAGCAUUAAGGAUCUGGCUGACUAUGCCUCUAAGAAUUUAGAAGCUAUGACUCCCCCACUGUUCCUCCGAUUUCUUAACCUGUUAAUGAAUGAUGCUAUCUUCCUUCUGGAUGAAGCCAUACAGUAUUUGAGCAAGAUAAAGAUUCAGCAGAUCGAGAAAGACCGAGGAGAAUGGGAGAGUCUGACACCAGAAGCCCGCCGAGAGAAAGAGGCAGGUCUGCAGAUGUUUGGGCAGCUGGCACGUUUCCAUAACAUCAUGUCCAAUGAAACAAUUGGCACCCUUUCCUUCCUGACGUCAGAGAUCAAGUCACUGUUCGUGCACCCGUUCCUGGCUGAGCGCAUCAUCUCCAUGCUGAACUACUUCCUGCAGCACCUGGUUGGCCCCAAGAUGGGUGCUCUCAAAGUCAAGGACUUCAGCGAGUUUGACUUCAAACCUCAGCAGCUUGUGUCAGACAUCUGCACUAUCUACUUAAACCUUGGGGACGAGGAGAAUUUCUGUGCCACUGUGCCCAAGGACGGACGUUCCUAUUCUCCUACUCUGUUUGCACAGACAGUCCGGGUCCUGAAGAAGAUCAAUAAGCCUGGGAAUGUGAUUGUGGCUUUCAGUAACCUGGCAGAGAGAAUCAAGUCUCUUGCAGACCUCCAACAACAAGAAGAGGAGACAUAUGCAGAUGCCUGUGAUGAGUUCCUGGAUCCCAUCAUGAGCACACUGAUGUCUGACCCUGUGGUGCUUCCAUCUUCCAGAGUCACUGUGGACAGAUCCACCAUCGCCAGGCAUUUACUCAGUGACCAAACAGAUCCUUUUAACCGUAGUCCUCUUACCAUGGACCAGAUCCGGCCAAACACAGAACUGAAAGAAAAAAUUCAGCGGUGGCUCGCAGAGAGGAAGCAGCAAAAGGAGCAACUUGAAUAAACACUGUGAACUCUCCGCCAUGAACAGCCCCAGGGUGGAGACACUUGCCUGUCGUUUCUCUCUUUCUGGCUCUGGUCCUUUCCUUUUUCUUUCUUUGUUUUACUUUUUUGUUUUUGUUUUAUUCCUUUUUUUGGUUUUGGUUUUGGUUUACUUCAUUCUUUUAAAUUAGAAAAUUGUUCUUGUGCAAAUUAUGAUAAUUACGAUUCUUAAGACUUUGUUGUUUCCUUGGCUUACAGGAAACUCUCCCCUCACAGUGUCUUUGUAAGUCAUCACUAAUCUUCAGCCUUGGUUUUCCUAUUCCUCUUGUUUCCUUUUCUGCCCUAAAUUAUAUUAAGUCCAACAACAAAAUGUCCUGCCAUUUUAUUCUUUCCCUUCCCAAGUACUGUUAAGACACUUUUUAGUGAGCACUUCUUUUAAGUCUAUGAUGUCAGCUACUUCAGUGACAGCUGAUAACAUCCAAAAACCCUCCUGUCCUGUGAAUUUACUAGCCCAUAAGGUCUGGACUUAAGCACCUGGCCUUACUGUAGCUCUGUAAUAUUACAGAGUAACUUUCGAGAUAAAUGCAAAUACCUUAGUGUGUGUGUAGAUUUUUUGGCUGAUGGAGAAGAUGAGGGGAUCUUAUACAACUUUUGUAUUAUCUUGUCACUUAAAGAUAAAUCACAAACACUCCUAUGAGGAUCUCACCACCAAAAACGUGUAGCUGCACAAUCUUGCAGUGCGUGACAGUAAUGUGUGGACCUUGCAAUAAGAGGAUAAAUAAGAAGCUGUUGGGCCCUUUUCUCUUUUGUGCUCCAAGGACUAGGCCUGGGUAAAAUAGGCAAUAAAUAUUGUAUCUAUAUGGAAAUGUCAUCUUAGGACACUUAAUGCAGUAUAUCUCACUAUGUAUGUGUUAAACAUACAAAUACUGUGUCCUUUUUUUUUUAUUGGUCUCACUUAAUUGAGUGCCACAUUAUCUAUCAUGUCUUCCUGGGUAAGAUUUAAGUCAUAUGUAGCAGUGUGUGCUCACUUGUUCUAGUCAGGUGAAACCUGAAGACUACAAUGUAUAUAGCUAGUGUUUGGACUGUGACCUGCCUUCUAAGAGCUGCUGAUCUAGCCUCAGUUAAUCAGUUAACAAAGUAGAGACUGAAGCAAAGUCUUGCCCCAAACCACUUUAAAUACCUACUUCUCUCUGGGUAGUUAAUAAGUGGUUCUGCCCCACUUCUCCAGCUGUUUUGCUCUAAGAGGCUCAGUCCUUUGUGGGAUGUUUGUGUAUCAGUCUCAGUCUCAGCCCAGAGGUGUAAAGGACAAGAAAAUGUGGCUGUGGCUUCUUUUACAGAGCAUUACUGUUACAAAAGCAGCGUUUCCGUAUUCCAGCACAAGUUGCUGUAAGCAGUCCUUUGUGUAUUUUCUCUUGUUGGUAUCAACUGGAAAACUUGUGAUUAGAGAGAGUGUGUCACUCUGGCUAUUGAAAGAUUUUCCCUGUUGUGAACAGGGAAGCCUCAGGCAUAUCUGUAAAUACCAGAAGGUUAGGACGGACGGACUCAGUAUACCCCUGGGCCUUUAGGUCUAUGUUAACAGGAUUUCUUUUCUUCAAAUGAACUUCAUUUCCUGUGUGUAGCAUUCUCCUUUCCCUCUCUGGGAAUAAACUGCAUAUGAAAUAAGCUUCUACCUGCUGCUCUUACUUUUCCAAAGCUAAUGUGUGAGGAUGCUUUUACGCUCUUAUUUGAAAAUGAGGGAAGACCCAAGUUUUGCAGGUGAAAACUGGAGGAAACUGGGUACAAACCCUCCAGAAGACAACUGUUCUAGCAGCUUUCUAGCCAGUGAGCUCCGUGCCGCCUCUAGCAUCUCUGUGUUCUGCUUCUGAACCGAACCCUCAGAUUGUAAGCCUUUUUUGGCAAGUUUGUGUUUUGUUUUGUUGUUUAAGCUCUUCUGAUACUUUUCUAUGAAUGGCUGUGACACCACCGAAGCUGCUGAAUACCUUUAAUCACAAAAGCAAGUGUGUAGCUUAAGGCCACUGUUGGUGAGGAAACCAAGUGUCCUCUGUGCCUUCUUCCUUUCUGUGAACUAAUUUAAAGACAUCCAGAAAAAAAAAAAAAAAAAAACUUUAAAGACUCUCAUCCUGGUACAGUAAGAUGCAUGUGUGCAUUUGCAAAGGUCAAAGGGCGCCUUGUCUGGAACUCCACAGCAGCUGUAAAUCUGUUAAGACUUCCUGACAUACCGAGUUUCACAAGAUGACUUUGCUGGAGUACAAAAGGAAAGUGAAGACUUCAGUCAGCUCAUAACUCACCAAGAGGCUAAUACUAAACUUGGAAAAUUAUUUAAAGUUCAGGCAGUUGUUUGUUUAUUUAAUAUAGCUUGCUGUGGGUGUGUGAAAAUUGAGGGACACUUGAGAAGUAGCCUAACAGUGCAGGUGAAGGUGCCAGUUGCUGCUCAGUACCCCACUCUACAAAAGCUUCAUUUAUUUAUUUGGUUCUGGUUGCUAAGCAGCCAUCCGGCAAAGCCUAAGCCUACUGGGUACCGUGACAAGGCAGACUGAUGCUGCACCGCUGUCAUGUGGGGAAAUAGUGCACAAGUUCUAACUGCUAAAUGGGAAAAGAACCUAGAGACAGAAAAUGAAGAACAAAACAGCAAAACUCCAUCAACAAUUGUUAUUUGAAACAUUCCAGGAAAGUUACUUUUUGUCAGACUUGCCUGGGGAGGGGGGAGUUGCUCAAAACUUGUAUUUAAUAAAUGAGCACCUGACUUACC